This is a messenger RNA of Oryzias melastigma (Indian medaka), 2319 nucleotides long. It is a transcript of the gene s1pr5a, whose product is annotated as sphingosine-1-phosphate receptor 5a. Bases 508 to 1635 code for a protein of 375 amino acids. Lineage: Eukaryota; Metazoa; Chordata; Actinopteri; Beloniformes; Adrianichthyidae. The transcript has 2 exons. Gene Ontology annotation, cellular component: membrane. The record is from RefSeq and is a predicted model, not a curated record. Gene Ontology annotation, biological process: G protein-coupled receptor signaling pathway. Gene Ontology annotation, molecular function: sphingosine-1-phosphate receptor activity.
UAUAGGGUAGCAACACAACAACAGGGCCUGAAGUGAGGAGGGAGGACAGCAGAGACCAGCCCCCUGCAUGUUCAGCCCUGCCUCUCCCUGAGCGCACCUCACACUCGCGUGCGGCCGCGGUGCGCGCUGAUCGCUCCUCUCGCUCCUCUCCUCUUCAACGCUGAUCCCUGCACUCAAGACAUUUCUGUGGAUUCUUCCCCCGUGGAAUUUCACUCAGACUGUCCUUCACCUCCUCCUAGUGUCUGCACCAGGCAAUAAAAAUACAAAGAUCUAGACAGGAAAAUUCGGAAACCACAGGAAAUCCUUUCUGAUUGCAUCAAAAGGAAAGUGUUUUCCUUCUGCUUACGAGCCAGUCGAGACAGAGGAAUGCCCAACCACAGGACUGUUUAAGCUCUUUGCCUGUGGAUUUACUGUAAACGCCAGAUAAGGUGCAGACAGGAGCCUGCCGAUCCUCUUUGUGCUACACAGUCUUCUUCAGUUCCAUCUGCUGCACCUCCGACUGCAGGGAUGGUUUCCACAUUCAGCCAGUAUCUCAAUAAGACCAUCAUCUAUGACCACUACAACUACAUCGGCAAAGCAGACGAGAACAAGUACAAGGAGGGAAUCAAACCUGUUGCCAUCGCUUUCCUGCUGGUCUGCCUGCUCAUAAUGGCCGAAAAUGCCAUUGUGCUUGUGGCUCUCUGGAAGAACAAGAAGUUCCAUGUGCCCAUGUACUACCUACUGGGAAAUUUGACUCUCUCUGACCUGCUGGCAGGCUUGACCUACAUGGUGAACAUCAUGACGUCUGGACGCGUCACCUUGAAAAUGACCCCCGUUCUCUAUUUCCUUCGAGAAGGGUGUGUGUUCAUCACGCUGGCUGCGUCGGUGAUCAGCCUGCUGGCCAUCGCCAUAGAGCGCCAUGUCACCAUGGUGAGGAUGAAGCCGUACCAGGGGGACAAGCAGGGCCGGAUGUUGGCCCUCAUUGUUGGCAGCUGGGUGCUGUCUGUGUUCCUGGGCAUCCUGCCUGUUCUGGGGUGGAACUGUCUUGGGCGGCUGGAGCAGUGCUCCACCAUCUUCCCGCUCUACGCCAAAAGCUACAUCCUCUUUUGCAUCACCGUCUUCAGCGCCAUCCUCAUGGCCAUCAUUGUGCUCUACGUUCGCAUCUUCCGCAUCGUCAAAUCCAACACCCAGCGCCUGGCCUCUGUCCCACAGCGCAAAGGAUUCUACAGGAAGUCGCAGAAGUAUAUGGCGCUGCUGAAAACAGUCACCAUCGUCCUGGGAGUCUUCAUCGCCUGCUGGCUGCCCCUCUUCAGCCUCUUCCUGUUGGACUUCUCCUGUCCAGUUAAAGGCUGCAAAGUCCUCCUGAAGGCAGAUUACUUCCUGGGAAUCGCAGUGUUCAACUCCCUGCUCAACCCCAUCAUCUACACUCUGACCAGCAAGGACAUGAGGAAGGCCAUCAUCCGGCUGCUCUGCCAGCCCUGCCUCCUCACCGAAAACGGGCAGGUUCGCAAGAUCGGGGUGCACUUCCUGGACUGCAGCACCACUAGGAUGGACGGCACCUCACACCGGCUGGAGGGACUGGAGACCACAGUGUCCUCGGGUAACUUCACGCACUCAGCCAUCAAACCCAUUUACCCCCAAAUCUGCAGGACGUGAUGAGCUGGGUCACCAAAGAACUUUACAGGAACUGAGCAAAAGCUUGUUGUUGCACUUUGAAACAAUCUCUGUGAUCGUCCUUAAAAAAAACAGUGUUUGGGACUGAUUGGGAGGAAACGUCGUCAAGCUUUUCCGUGUUUGAACUUUUAGAGUCUCGGUCGAGGCCAGUAUUAUGGACUUCUAUGUUCCUUCCAUGAAUGAAGAGGUUAGUUUACAUGUACAUGUGGGGAUAUUCCAGGCAUCAGAUGUGUUCUCAUGGCCUGCUGCCUGUGCAGCAUAAACAGCAUAAUGACACGUUACGCGGACGGAGGAUCCACGCCCAGAUUUAAUGUCUUCCAUGUGAGUUCCUGGACAUCAGAGAAAGUGUCAGAUGUUCUGCAGCUUUACAAUACUGAAGGAUGAGUGCCUUAGAAUAAGCAGGUCUGAGUUUAGCUGAAAAGUGACGGCCGUUAGCAACACUUUAUGGAGCCAGGUCGCCUUUUAUUCUGUGAAAUGAAAUGUUUUCCUGUGAAAAAGCACAGAAAUAACAUGAAUGUGACAGAAAUCUCUCCGGGUUCUGGCCCGGUUCAUGUUGUGCUCGUUUUUUUUAAUGUAAAAAAAUUAAAUAUUUCUACUUCUUUUGUAAAGUUUUCACAUAAGUUAUAACAUUUUUAUAUAAGCACUGAAUAAACAUAUUUGAAUGUU